Messenger RNA from Harmonia axyridis, 387 nucleotides. Its product is annotated as protein transport protein SEC9-like. The record is from RefSeq and is a predicted model, not a curated record. Bases 1 to 387 code for a protein of 128 amino acids. The transcript is spliced from 2 exons. Lineage: Eukaryota; Metazoa; Arthropoda; Insecta; Coleoptera; Coccinellidae.
AUGUUUAAAUCGAUUUGUUUAUUCGCUCUCUUGGCUGUUGCCUUUGCUGAACCUGCCCCCAAAGCAGGUCUCAUUGACUCAGCUCCAGCAGUAGCAACAGUUGUACCACAUACUGCAGCUUAUGUUGCUCCAUACUCUGGUCUAUAUGCUUCUGCCUACGCUAGACCCUAUGCCAAUGCCUACGCUGGACCUUAUGCCAGUGCCUACUCCGCACCACUUAACUAUGGAUACAACUCCAUCUACAACCACCCCUACAAUGCUGUUCACAGUUAUGCUCCUUAUGCUAACUACUAUAACUCCAUGUACAGAUCUGCCUUCGACUACCCUCACAUUACUUCCACCUAUGCUGCACAUCCAUUCAAUUAUGUAUAUCAGAAAUCUAGUUGA